This is a messenger RNA of Euleptes europaea (tarantolino), 747 nucleotides long. It is a transcript of the gene C1QTNF5, whose product is annotated as C1q and TNF related 5. The transcript is spliced from 2 exons. Gene Ontology annotation, molecular function: protein binding. Lineage: Eukaryota; Metazoa; Chordata; Lepidosauria; Squamata; Sphaerodactylidae. The coding region runs from base 1 to 738 and encodes 245 amino acids. The record is from RefSeq and is a predicted model, not a curated record.
AUGGAGCAAGCGGUCUACCUCUGCCUCUUCUUCCUGACACUGGCUGAAGAUUCUGUCCAGAUCGAGGACAACAAGAUCCCCAGCUUGUGCGCGGGGCAACCUGGCAUUCCGGGAAACCCUGGCAUCCAUGGCAGUCAGGGGCUGCCCGGCAGAGAUGGACGUGAUGGCCGGGAUGGAGCAGUGGGAUUGCCGGGUGAAAAGGGCGAGGUUGGACAGCAAGGACCGUCAGGCCUGAGAGGAGACAGGGGCAGCCCUGGCAUAAACGGGCUGCCAGGGGAGAAGGGGACCCCGGGGGAGUGCGCCGUGGCGCCCCGCUCGGCCUUCAGCGCCAAGCGCUCCGAGUCGCGCAGCCCGCCCCUGGCUGACCAGCCGAUCGUCUUCGACGUCGUCCUGAUCAACGAGCAGGGGCACUACGACGGGAACACGGGCAAGUUCCUCUGUGAGAUCCCUGGCCUGUACUACUUUGCGGUCCACGCCACCGUCUACCGCAUGAGCCUCCAGUUCGACAUCAUGAAGAACGGCAAGUCGGUGGCCUCCUUCUUCCAGUUUUACGGCAACUGGCCCAAACCCACGUCGUUGUCCGGGGGCACCCUGGUACGGCUGGAGCCCGAGGACGAAGUCUGGGUGCAGGUUGGGGUGGGAGACUACACUGGCUUCUACUCCAGCGUCAAGACGGACAGCACCUUCACGGGGUUUCUGGUCUAUUCCUAUUGGCCUAACUCUGCCGUCUUUGCCUGACUGACGACA